Molecule: messenger RNA, 1657 nt
Organism: Cottoperca gobio
Lineage: Eukaryota; Metazoa; Chordata; Actinopteri; Perciformes; Bovichtidae
Gene: ethe1
Product: ETHE1 persulfide dioxygenase
Exons: 7
Coding region: 396-1283 (295 amino acids)
Biological process (GO): glutathione metabolic process; hydrogen sulfide metabolic process
Cellular component (GO): mitochondrion
Molecular function (GO): sulfur dioxygenase activity
Source: RefSeq, a predicted model, not a curated record
GUCGACGCUGGUGUGGGUGGGUGUGUGCGUGCCUUUAUGAGCGCGCAUGGGGGGGGGGGGGAUGCUCGUGCACUACAACAGACAGAAAUGACCAAAGACUAAAGGCUGACCCUCUUAAGCGUGGAGGAGGUAGUUGUCCUGCUGGACUGUAGAGGAAUAACCCACAUUACUCAAUAACAUACAAAUUGGUAUAUGGCACCAGUUACAGCUGCUGUAAAAGUUAGUGACAAUGCAGCACCACUGGGUUCAUCCAAGGUGACAGUCAGGCUUUCAAACGACUCUGAACUGAGAGUUUUCUUGGAAGAAAUUUGACAUUAAUUCCCAUAAGCUCGAGGAUAAGACUGCUACAGCCUCCUACUUGAGAUAGUUAUCUGGUUGUGCAUCUGGAAAUAAUCAUGUGCUCGGUAAUAAGCAGAGUGAAACCAGUUCAACGGGCUCUGGCUCUCUCGCUUCGCCUCACAGCAAACACCGAGGGCUUGAGUUACGCAGCGGCCGAGAGCAGGCGCUUCUGUCCCGGCGUAAGUUCUGGCGUUGAGCCGCUACGAGCUACCAGCAGAUCAUACUGCUCCAGGAUGGCGCUGACAGACGGACUGCUCUUCAGACAACUGUUCGAGUCGGAGAGCAGCACUUACACAUACCUGCUGGCAGACACAGAGACCAAGGAGGCGGUCCUCAUCGAUCCUGUGCUGGAGACUAUUGACAGGGACCUGAUGCUCAUACAUGAACUGGGGCUCAAUCUAAAAGUGGCAGUAAACACCCACUGCCAUGCGGAUCACAUCACAAGCACUGGGCUGAUGAAGAAAAGAUUGGUUGGGCUGAAGAGUGCAAUCUCCAAAUUCAGUGGCGCCUCUGCAGACAUCCUCCUGUCAGAGGGAGACAAGAUCCCCUUUGGGAAACAUUACCUCACAGUGAGAGACACACCAGGACACACUGACGGCUGUAUGGCGCUGGUGUCAGCGGAUCAGAGCAUGGCUUUCACUGGGGACGCCCUGCUCAUCCGAGGCUGUGGCAGGACAGACUUCCAGCAGGGCAGCGCUAAGAAGCUCUAUGACUCCGUCCAUCAGAAGAUCUUCACUCUGCCUGACCAAUGCCUCAUCUACCCAGCACAUGACUACUUAGGUCAGACGGUGUCUACAGUCGGCGAGGAGCGCAAGUUUAACCCGCGCUUGACCAAGAGCUUGGAAGAGUUUGUGAGCAUCAUGAACAACCUGAAUCUCCCCAAGCCGAAGAAAAUAAAUAUUUCAGUGCCUGCUAAUCUGGUGUGUGGAGUACACGGAGUCUGAAUGUCCUGCAGAAGGGAGGAUUUUAAUCAAAUCAACUACAUCAUAGAACCACAAUCGGCUUUAUUGACCGAGUAUGUGUACACAUACAAGGCAUUUGACUGCAGUUUUUCCACAUGGCAAAUUGAUAAACAUUAAAAUGUUUAAAUCUGAGCAGGAUUAACCAAUAACUAUUUAACAUAAAGUGCUUUAUUGCGUGUAUUUAUAUAAAUCUAAAGAUGUAUAUUUGAAUAGUUAUCGCCAUUUAGUGUGCAGCUACUGACAUCGUUGUGAUAAUGCUUAAAAUAAAAAUGCAUCAGUUCUAUUUUGCUAAAUAUCUGUACAUGAGGAAAAAUCACUAUUAUUAUUUUUGUAUUUUGAUUAAAUUUGUAAUGUGA